CAUUUUUCUUUCAGCUGUUUCUCUUCUCUACUGUAAAAUCGGCACUUGUCAUUGCAAGUGUUGUGGCCGACUACCCUUUUUUUUUUUGCCUGUUAUAAAAUGUUUUCAGUUUGAUGAAAAAGUAUAUACGCACUAGCGAGAUUUUUCAAAACUGUAGCACGUAAGGGGAUGUAUGGAAAUGAUAGUUUAUAAUUGAAUUUGCAGACACAUCUUCUAGAGAAAACGAGCCGAAAGAAAUAAACUUUGGAUUGGACUGGACUGAAUUUGAUUUUUUUUUCCUUUUUAAAAAGAAGUGUACGUAUUUUUUUUUGAAAGAAAAAUAUAUACGUAUACAGAAGAACCGAAGAGUAGGUCGCCUUGCAAAUCCUCCAAACAGGUAGCUGUAGCCUGUAGCACAGUGGUGGCGGUCACCGGGCGUCGCGAGGCCGAUGCGCCGAGCUCAAACUCAAAACCGAUGCCAUUCCCCUCCCGCCACCAGCGCCUGGCGUCGCUGACGAAGCUGCUGACCACCCACGUGAACGCCGCCCGCCACCGCGACGCGCUCGGCCUCUUCUCCCGCAUGCUCUCCUCCCCCGACCUCCCGCCGCUCAUCGACCCCUCCUUCGCCCACGCCUUCCCGCUCGCGCUCAAGUCCGCCACCGCGCUCCGCGUGCCCGGCGCCGCCGCCGCCUUCCACGCGCUCGCCGCAAAGUGCGGCCUCCUCUCCAGCCCCUUCCUCGCCUCCGCGCUCAUUGCGUCCUACGGCGCACGCGUCGGCGGCGAUGGCGGCGCCUCCUACGAACUCACCCGCCGCCUGUUCGACGAAUUGCCCGCCCGCAACGCCAUCGUCUGGAGCGCCAUGAUCUCCGUCCACGUCCGGGCGGGCGACCUCGCCGCCGCGGCGUGGGCGCUUGACCACAUGGACGUCGCCCCGACCGCUUCCUGCUUCAACACUGUGAUCGCCGCGGUGGCUGAGUCCAGGGAACAUCCAACCCGAGCCAUCGAGGUCUACCGGCACAUGCGAAGAGUGGGCGUCCCGCCGAGCUUCAUCACUCUGCUGGCGCUCGUCCCUGCGUGCACUGCGAUGGGUGCAUUGACAUCGAUCAAGGAGGUGCACGGCUUUGCAGUGCGGCAUGGCAUGUGCACCAGAUCCCACAUUGGCAGCUCCCUCAUUGAAGCAUAUGGGCGCUGCGGUUCUCUUGCUGCUGCACAGAGGGUCUUCAACCAGGUUCAUGAUCGGGACGUGGUUGUUUGGAGCUCUCUGGUUUCAGCUUACGCUUUCCAUGGUCGUGCGGAGGUCGCAAUGUCACUUUUCCAACACAUGGAGGACCAGGAUGAUGUUCGGCCUGACAGCAUCAUGUUCCUUAGUUUGUUGGCGGCCUGUGCCCAUUCUGGUCGUGCAGAUGAUGCGCUGCAGUAUUUCGAUGUGUUGACCAGGAGGUAUGGAGUGGAAGCUUGUGGAGAUCAUUAUUCGUGCAUGGUAGACGUCUUGGGCCGGGCAGGACGGCUGCAUCAAGCUUAUGAACUUAUACGAACAAUGCCAGUAAAGGUUACAGCAAAAGCCUGGGGAGCUCUUCUUGCUGCAUGCAGGAAACAUGGGGAGGUGCAGUUGGCAGAGGUUGCUGGGAGAGCAUUGUUUGAGAUCGAACCAGAGAAUGCAGGGAAUUUUGUUUCACUCGCAAACAUCUAUUCAGGCCGUGGCAUGCAUGAGGAUGCAGAGCGGGUGAGAAGGAAGAUGGAGCAGCGAGGUGUGCAGAGACUGCCUGGUAGCAGUUGGAUGAUACAUCACAAGUCAAGUUGUUAAUGCAAUGUCCAAUAAUUUUUUUGGCUCCAGUGGUUCAUUGAUCAUGCCAGCCAAGCUAUGGUUUUAGCUGCUUUGCUAUAAAAGUAUAAAAGUCCUGAAUGUUUAGUUUUAUGCAGUGAUCUUUUAUGAAAAUUGAGGCAUACAAUUCAGAAGUGUCAUCGUUGGUUCACAGCAAAUUUUGUUUAGAUGCAGUGGCCAUUUCUCCAUGGAAAGGUAAACGGGGAAAACAACCUUUCCUUUUUAGCAUUUAGGAAAAAUGAACAUCUAACUUGACUAGGGUAAUAAAUAAUAACUCCAAAUUUAUCA
Messenger RNA from Sorghum bicolor (sorghum), 2089 nucleotides. RefSeq names its product putative pentatricopeptide repeat-containing protein At1g03510. NCBI's taxonomy places the organism in Eukaryota, Viridiplantae, Streptophyta, Magnoliopsida, Poales, Poaceae. Gene Ontology annotation, biological process: RNA modification. The coding region runs from base 455 to 1783 and encodes 442 amino acids. The transcript has a single exon. Gene Ontology annotation, molecular function: RNA binding; protein binding. The record is from RefSeq and is a predicted model, not a curated record.